GUGGCCAUGGUUCUGAUACUGUUGGUGGCCAUCCCCCUGCUGGUCCACACAACCAAAGGGAGGAACACCGGAAAUGCGGGGAGCCAUUAUGAAAUGCUUGGGAGCUGCAGGAUGGUAUGUGACCCCUACGCUACGUCUCAGCCUGGCCAGGAGGUGUCAGCUGUGUCUCCGCCGCCCCAGGAUUACUCUGGGAAGAAGAUAAAGUCGGGGCUUCGCGGGCCUCCAGGGAUCCCUGGCCCUCCAGGAGCACGUGGACCCCCUGGAGAGCCAGGCAAACCGGGGCCACAGGGGCCCCCAGGUCCAGGUCCUGGUGGCUAUUCACCUUCGCUCUACACUCCCAAAAUUGCCUUUUACGCAGGGCUACGCAAGCAGCAUGAGGGGAGUGAAAUACUGAAAUUUGAUGAUGUAGUGACCAAUGUAGGUAACUACUACGAGCCCAGCACCGGCAAGUUCACCUGUCCUCUGCCUGGCAUCUACUUUUUCACCUACCAUGUUCUAAUGAGAGGUGGUGAUGGGACCAGCAUGUGGGCAGACCUGAAGAAGAACGGACUGGUAAAAGCCAGCGCCAUCGCUCAGGACGCUGAUCAGAAUUACGACUACGCCUCCAACAGUGUGAUCCUGCAUUUGGACGUGGGCGAUGAGGUGUGUGUGCAGCUGGAUGGAGGGAAGGUCCACGGAGGGAACACGAACAAGUACAGCACCUUCUCCGGCUUCCUCAUCUACCCAGACUGA
Molecule: messenger RNA, 732 nt
Organism: Chelmon rostratus (copperband butterflyfish)
Lineage: Eukaryota; Metazoa; Chordata; Actinopteri; Chaetodontiformes; Chaetodontidae
Gene: c1ql4a
Product: complement component 1, q subcomponent-like 4
Exons: 2
Coding region: 7-732 (241 amino acids)
Molecular function (GO): protein binding
Source: RefSeq, a predicted model, not a curated record